UGCAUCCUCAUGGAUACUAGGAUUCAUUUCCGCUGAGCCACAAUGGGAACUCCAAACACAGGAAAUUAUAAAGGAAAAAAUUUCUGUAAUCUACCACUUGCAGAUAACCAUCAAAAAAUUUUAAAACUACUGGAGUCCCCACUGUGGCACAGUGGGUUAUGAACCUGACUGCAGCAGCUCGGUUUGCCAUAGAGGCACGGGUUUGAUGCCCAGUCUGGAACAGUGGGUUAAAAGGAUCUGGCAUAGGAUUUGAUCCUCAGCCCAGGAACUUCAUAUGCCUUGAGUGCAGGGAAAAAAAAAAAAAAAUCGAAGACUGCCAUUCAGUCUCUUUCCUAUCCAAUUUUAAAUCAACAGAAAAAGAAAUCAUACUUUGCAUCAUUUAGUAAACUUUUAUCACCUAGUGCAAUAUCAUGCACAUUUUCCCAUGUCUUUAAAUGUUUUUUUUGAACUGAAGUUUUCUUCCCACAAUGGGUGAUGAACCAUAAACUAAGUAGUCUUUCCUUCUUGGUUGAGUUUCUUCUCUUGAUUAGCUCACCUGGUAGGUGACCAUUAGGGAGCUCCCAAGAGCAGAACAGAGUGUCUGUUUUGGGAGAUCUAUGCUAUUUUUAUACAGUUCACUCUGUUCCUAGUUAUCUAUAAGAUCAACUAACAGAGGUCUAAGCUUGUGUCUGUAUCCAGUAUUUACAGCCACCUCACAUUUUUUUUGUCCUCCAAAUAGAAACAGUUCAAAGUGUCACAAACCUUUUAUUCUGGAAGUGAAUAUUAGAGAACGAUGAUUCACCUUGGGAGGUGUGGGCACAACCCAAGGUUAUUUAUAGACAUCCACUCAUAUACACAAUCUUUAUAGAUACACGUAUAGAAAAGCAAUGGGCAAGUGGUAAAGACCACCACAUUGGGAAUAGAAAAGUUGCUAUAAUGAGAUGUUUUAAAGGAAACUGACAGUCAGAGACAUACUACAGAACAGGCUUUUUACAAACCUCCUGGGGUCCACACCAGCAGUGUGGCCAUUCAGAAGUCAUGCUCUGCCACCUGGGGAAACUCGGGUUUCUACCCCAGUCUCAAAUGGUUCUGGUUCCCAGGACAUUCCUCUUUUCUUACAAAAAAGUCAUAUGAAUGGCCUUGCCAUAGGAACAGGAAUUGCAACUGCUCUCAACCCUUCCAUUGGCCUUCACACAGACACAUAUACAGACCUAUGUGUUAGUGGCUGAACAGCCAGAGGAGGAGAAGAGGGGACAAUUUACAAACAAUUUACAAAAAGCUAUUUGCCAAUUCAUGAAUCAGUGUUUUUUCACUUUGCUAUUGCCCAGGACUUUUGUUUGUCAAUUUCAGGAGCAUUAUCUGAGCUGCCGCCUGAAAAAAAAAAAAAAAAAAAAAAAUGUUGGUUGAGUGAGAAGUCCAGUUUGUGACAUAAGAUCAAGGUCCAUUUUUUUUUUUCUUUUUUCUCUCUCUUUUUUUUCCUAACUGUACCAGGGAAGUUCCUGGGCCAGGGGAUUGAAUCUGAGCAGCAGCUGUGACCCAUGCCACAGCUGUGGCAAUGCCAGAUCAUCAAUCUGCAGCACCACAUCAGGAAUUCCCUCUAUUUUCUUUCUUUUCUCUAGUUCACUGAAGACCCUGGAGGAGCUGCUUUCCAUAAUAUAAUCUCUUUGAAGUGCUCCCUCUCUGAAACAUGGAAUAUAAAAAGUGGCCCGGACAUACUGUCAGGAGAAGUUUGUUCUGUCUCAUCCUAUCACUAAACCCCUCUGGCUUUUGGACAAAUCUCCCUGACUUUCUUGGUCCUGAUUUCCUCAUCUGUGAAAAAAGAAAUUCAUAUAGAAGUUUAUAUAUGUAUAUACAUUUAACAAAAUUUAGAAAUAAACUGGAUAAGUGUUACAUAAGAAUCAGACUCAAUGUUCUCACUGACAGUCUUUAUAAUUAAAUGAUUAGAAUUUAUACUGAAAAUGGAGUAAAUAGCAUAGUCCAGUCCUACUACUACCUUGUAGUAGGUAUUGUUAGCAGUUAGAAUGUUAGCAGUUCUCCAUUGUUCUGCAUUUGGUUUCCUAUAAGAUCUUGCUUUUUAAUGUUCUGAAACAUUACCUCUGAGAACCCCUCAGACCUAACAUUCUAUGUAAAUUACAUUUUUACAUGUAAAACAAAAUGUAUUUGCGGCUCUCCGAACAUAAUAAUAAAUACUAAUGACCAAUAAUGGUUUUAGUGGAAGGCAGAGGAUUAAGAUAACUAAUUAAAAUAAGUAAAUGAUAACUACUAGAAAAGAAGUGUAAGCCGUAUCCUAAUUAUUGAAUUUGCUGAUUAUUUUCCCCACUGCUUGGCUUCUGUUUGGUUGUCAGCUGAAACACAUUAUUGUAUGUUUGGGAAGAGGAAAUUUGCUUCAAGAUUGCUAUGACUGGCCUAUGCGCAAGAGUUAAAGGAUUUCACCCCCGGGGAUUUUAGAGAAUAGGUUUUGGGCAAUUGCUCAGUUGAUCAUUCUAAAUUAAAUUACUAAGUACUGAAUCCACAUCUGGUUUAGAGAAACAUUGCUGGUAGAGGACUUUUUGUCUUCCUCCCCUUAUUUUAUAUAAGUGAAGAAAUACUCCAAGAAAUUGCCUAAACUCGAGUUGUCAGGACUAUGGGAAAGCUGUUUUCAGAAUCAGCUUUGCCUUAUAAUAUAGAUUCAGUGCAGCAUUAAAUAGAAUUCCUAUGUCCACCUGAAACAUAUGGAGGUUCACAGGCUAGGGGUCCAAUCAGAGCUGCACCUGCCGGGCUACACCACAGCCACAGCAACACCAGAUCCAAGUUGCAUUUACCAUACCAAUUCCUUUAUCCACUGAGCGAGGCCAGAGUUGGAACCCGCAUCCUCGUGGGUACUAGCCGGGCUCUUAACUCACUGAGCCACAACGGGAACUCCCUAGAAUUCCUUUUUAAGAUUGGUGUCACAGGACAGAAUGGACACCCCUCAUCUGAUUGUUUUUUAAAGGGGUUAGAUGAUGCUGGGUGUGUGAUCUAAUGUGGCAUAUCUGAACAGAGAACAUUGUAACCAGGUUCAUCAUAGUUUCCAAAGUUCAAAUGCUUCUUCCAUGAUUAAUACCCUGCAAGAGGGUUGUUGGUAAUCAACCAAACUCAGUCUUGAGCCUUCAAAGUGAGACUAGAGAGGUUCCUGUGCCAUCAUCCUCUGAAUGGCUCCCUCUUGUCUUGAGAAAGGUGUUUCUACACCUAUCCUCCCUCCUCCACCUCCCCCCAAGUCAGCAUUCUCAAAAGUCUGGUCUUGGAACCAGUAUCUUGGCAUUACCUGGGAACUUGUUAGAAAAGUAGAUUCUCCAGUCUCCCCGCAGACUUCCUGAAUGAGACACUGUGGGGACAGAGCCAGUCUGUGUCUGCAGGAUCUUUGCAUGUGAUUCUGAUGCUCACCACUGCUCUGGUUCAUGGUUCACAUGGGCAUGGUGGCCAUUCAGGAGUCAGGUCUGGGGACUUCUGUUGAGGUCAUACUAACUGACCUGUGAGGAAGCUAGGACCUAUACCCUAACUUCAUUUGGCUCUGGUUCCAGAUAGUCCUCUUCUUGCUUACAAAAGAUAAUAUAGGUAGUCUUCUGGAAGGAGCAGGAAUGGUGGCUGCUUUCCACCCUUCCCUUGGCUUUAACACACAUAGACGCACACACACACACAGACACACAGACAUACACACAUCUACCACGGCCCUAUAUGAUUGCCUAUAGUAGUGAAAGACUAGUUCCUCCCAGCUCUGUGCCUUUUGGGAAGGUCGUCACUUUGCACAUCAGUCUUCAUCUUCUGCUGUGGUCCUCAACCAUGUCUGCACAUUGAAAUCACCUAGGACCACCCCACCCCCCAGAAAUUCUUAUAUAAUGGUCAGAGUGUGACCUGGGUAUUUUUUUAACUAAGAUCUUAUUUUUUUAGAGCAGUUUUAGGUUCACAGAAAAAUUAAGAGGUACAGAGAUUUCCCAUCUACCCCUGCUUCCACACAUGCACACAGAGUCCCCUCAUUACCAGCCUCCUCCACCAGAGAGGUUUGUUGAAAUUAAUGCACCUUCAGUGACACAUCAUAAUCACCUAAAGCCUAUAGUUUUCAUUAAAGUUUACCUUUUUUAUUUUUUAAACAACCAAUGUUUCUUUCUUACAGUUCUAGAGGCUGGGAAGUCCAAGUCCAAGAUCAGCAAUGUCUGGUGAGGCAUUGCUUCCUGGCUUGUAGAUGUCUGUCUUCUCACUGUAUCCUCAUGUGGUGGAGAGCAGAGAGAGGAAGGAAACUCUCUGGUUUCUCUUCGAAGGACAGUAAUCCCAUCAUAAAGGCUCCACCUUCAUGACCUAAUUACCUCCCAAAGACCUACCUCCAAAUACCAUCAUAUUAUCAUAGUUCACUCUUGACACUCUACAUCCUUUGGGCUUGAACAAAUGUAUAAUGACAUGUAUCCAUCAUGAUGGUAUCAUACAGAGUAUUUUCACUGCAUUUAAAAAUUAUCUGUGCUCUGCCUGUUCAUUCCUCCCUCACUACCCCAAUGCCAGACAGCUGCUGGUCUUUUUACUGUCUGCAUAAUUUUGCUAUUUACAGAAGGUCAUAUAGUUGGAAUCAUACAGUAUAUAGUCUUUUCAUAUUGGCUUCUUUCACUUAGCAAUAUGCAUUUAAGGUUCCUCUGUGUCUUUUCAUGACUCGGUAGCUCAUUUCUUUUUAACCCUGAAUAAUAUUCCAUUUGUGGAUGUACCACAGUUUAGCAAUUCACUUACUGAAGGACAUCUUGGUUGCUUUCAAGUUUUGGCCAUCAUGAAUUAGCUGUUACAAAUAUCCUUGUGCAGGUUUUUGUGUGGAUGUGUGUUUUUAACUUUUUUGGAUGGGUGCUAAGGAGCACAACUGCUGGAUCAUAUGAUAAGAUAAUGUUUAAUUUUGUAAGAAACUACCAAACUGUCUUCCAAAGUGGCUGUGCCAUUUUGCAUUCCCAUCUGCAAUAUAUGAGAGUUCCUAUUGCUCCACAUCCUCAUCAGCACUUGAUGUCAUCAGUGUUCCAGAUUUGGGCCAUUCUGUUUAGUGUGUAAUAGAUGGUUUAAUUUGCAUUGAUGACAUAGGAUGUGGAGCAUCUUUUCAUAUGCUUAUUUGCCAUCUGUAGAUCUUCUUAGGUGAAAUGUCCCUUAAGGUCUUUGGCCCAUUUUUGAAUCGGGUUGUUUGUUUUCUUAUUGUUGAAUUUGAAGUGUUCUUUGACUAUUUCAGAUAACAGUCCUUUAACAGAUAGGUCUUUUGCAAAUAUUUUUUCCCUGUCUGUGGCUUAUCUUCUCAUUGCCUUGAGGCAUCAGGAUUUUAAAACCUUCUCAGGUGAUUCUAAUAUGCUGCUGAGUUUGAGAAUCAAUGGGUUAAAAUGUCAAGGCAGCUGAUGAAGAUGAGGACGAAGAUGGGCUAGGCAGUGAGGGAAAAGCCCACUCAUUGAUGAGAGGCCAGAGCUCUCCAAAGCUGGUUCCCCAAGAAGCUCUCACAACCCUCUUUUCUCCCCAACAGCAAGACUAGACCAGGGUCCCUCCCAACAUUUUGUCCCAUGGGACCGAGACAGCCUUCAUUUUUGGAGCAUCCUUCCAGCUUUGCCUUGGUGACCAUGACAUUGACAGAUAGGAGACUCUGCCUGAAAGAUGCCGAGUUCCUGCAGGCUUUCUGGGUCCAGCAGAACACAGUGUCAUUCAAGGUGGCAUGAAUGAGGGUGUGACGGAGAAUGCUGCCCACUUCUGAAGCCUCUGGAGGAUCCUGGCAGGCCAGCUGAGCUGCCCUCAGGUUUGGGCCUUGAGGUGUAACUGGGUGUAGAGCUCAUGAAAGGUGCUUGGAUUUCUCCAGUUUUCUUCACCAUCACUCAACAAACUGGUUUGGGUUUCAGAAUCUAAGAGGAACUGGUAGAAAGGAGAGCUGGCGGAGGUAGAAAGAAAUCCCUGGAAGCCUCUACAAUCCAUUGUUGGAAUCUCUUCAUAUUGCUCCAGACCCAGAGGGCAGCCCCCUAGCUGACAGAGGCUGCCAUACAGCUAGCUUCGGACCACCGAAAGUAGAGGAACACAGCUCAGCAGCAGCUCUGCAUUUCAGCCAGAAGGAACCUCUGUUAACAAAGGAUUUUAAGGGGAGAGUUGCUGCGUCUUUACUAUGUGGCCCAUCAUGACAGGAAACUUUAUGUUCACAUAGUGAAUAAAACUGGUUUUUUCCUUCCAAGAUGCUAUAUUUGAAAGAAUCAUGAGCCAUUCUAAGCUUCCAAGAAGGCUCAGGAAUUGGUGGACAGCCUUCCCAGUGCAGGUUAAGGAAACAGUCUGAGCCUCCAACUUGUACAGCUCAGCAAGUAUGGACUUAUGCCACUCUUGUCUCCAGAGAGCUGGUGGCAGUGACAUCACUAGAAAAAAAAGCAUCCCUCAGCCUUGGGACUUGACAGAAUGAGGUGUGCUGGAGAAGCCACUAGCUGGGACUUGGCCUUUUCUGACUGCCCUUUCAUCCCACGGGCAGCCCCUGACCACUAAGCCAACAAUGGCUGAAAAGGGUGACUGCAUCGCCAGUGUCUAUGGUUAUGACCUUGGUGGGCGUUUCAUUGACUUGCAACCCCUGGGCUUUGGCGUCAAUGGGCUGGUACUGUCCGCCGUGGACAGCAGGGCCCGCCGGAAGGUGGCUGUGAAGAAGAUCACCCUGAGUGACACCCGCAGCAUGAAGCACGCGCUCCGGGAGAUCAAGAUCAUCCGGCGCCUAGACCAUGACAACAUCGUGAAGGUGUACGAGGUGCUGGGGCCCAAGGGCACCGACCUGCAGGGUGAACUGUUCAAGUUCAGCGUGGCCUACAUCGUCCAGGAGUACAUGGAGACUGACCUGGCACGCCUGCUGGAGCAGGGCACCCUGACAGAGGAGCACGCCAAGCUGUUCAUGUACCAGCUGCUCCGAGGGCUCAAGUACAUCCACUCCGCCAACGUGCUGCACAGGGACCUGAAGCCCGCCAACAUCUUCAUCAGCACGGAAGACCUCGUGCUCAAGAUCGGGGAUUUUGGGUUGGCAAGGAUCGUUGAUCAGCAUUACUCACACAAGGGUUACCUGUCAGAAGGCUUGGUAACAAAGUGGUACCGCUCACCACGCCUGCUCCUCUCCCCCAACAACUACACCAAAGCCAUCGACAUGUGGGCCGCCGGCUGCAUCCUAGCCGAGAUGCUUACGGGGAGGAUGCUCUUUGCUGGGGCUCAUGAGCUGGAGCAGAUGCAGCUCAUCCUGGAGACCAUCCCUGUAAUCCGGGAGGAGGACAAGGACGAGCUGCUCAAAGUGAUGCCUUCCUUCGUCAGCAGCACCUGGGAGGUGAAGAGGCCGCUGCGUAAGCUGCUCCCUGAGGUCAACAGCGAAGCCAUCGACUUUCUGGAGAAGAUCCUGACCUUUAAUCCCAUGGAUCGCCUGACCGCCGAGAUGGGGCUGCAGCACCCCUACAUGAGCCCGUACUCUUGCCCCGAGGAUGAGCCCACCUCACAGCACCCCUUCCGCAUUGAGGACGAGAUUGAUGACAUCCUGCUGAUGGCUGACAACCAAAGCCAGCUCUCCAACUGGGACAGGUACCCCGUGAGCCUGUCAUCGGACCUGGAGUGGCGGCCCGACCGAUGCCAGGACGCGAGCGAGGUGCAGCGCGACCCGCGCGCGGGCUCGGCGCCGCUGGUGGAGGAUGUGCAGGUGGACCCGCGCAAGGACUCACAGAGCAGCUCGGAGCGCUUCCUGGAGCAUUCGCACUCGUCCAUGGAGCGCGCCUUCGAGGCCGACUAUGGGCGCUCCUGCGACUACAAGGUGGGGUCGCCGUCCUACCUGGACAAGCUGCUGUGGCGCGACAAUAAGCCACACCACUACUCGGAGCCCAAGCUCAUCCUGGACCUGUCGCACUGGAAGCAGGCGGCCGGGGCGCCCCCCAGUGCCGCGGUGUCCGCUGUGGCGGCAGACGCCGGGCCGCGCGACGACGAGCCAGCCAGCCUCUUCCUGGAGAUCGCGCAGUGGGUCAAGAGCACGCAGGGCGGCCAAGAGCGCUCCAGCCCGCCCCCCGACGUCCCUGAGCGCCGCCUGUCGGCCACCCCACCGGGUCGCCCAGCCCCCAUGGACGGGGGCGCUAGCCCCCAGUUCGACCUGGACGUGUUCAUCUCCCGAGCUCUGAAGCUCUGCACCAAGCCUGAGGACCUGCCGGACAACAAACUGGGCGACCUCAACGGCGCGUGCAUCUCCGAGCACCCUGGCGAUCUCGUGCAGACCGAGGCCUUCUCCAAAGAAAGGUGGUAAGGGUGGAGGAGUCGCUCCAGGACACCGGGAGAACACCCUGGGGAAGCCGGGCCUGGCAGGAGGGGGGGCGGCCUCCCCGGCACCUCCCCCACCCCUUCUGCCCCUCUCUGCUGCCUUGGGGUUAGCAGAACACAGAAAGGAUCCGAGGAGCGAGAGGAAUGUCCUUUCCUUAAACUGCCUUAAUAACUAGCCUUUAACCUCUGGGAGCGGGUUUGAACAGGAGCCUAGUGUGGGGGUUGAUCACUUUCACAGCGAAGAGAAGGCCCUUGCGUUUUCCUAAGUGGUGGUGCACAGGGAAGAAACACGUCUCAGACGGCCUGCAGGCCCCACCUGCGUGGCCUCAUGCAGAGAGGAAUCUUGGGGGCAUAGUGUUGAAACCAUUCUGGCCCAAUUAGCCUCCAGUGACUGAUGAGGAAGGCCAGUGAGGCCCAGAGAAGCCCAAUGACUUGCUUAGGCAAUCAAGGCCUAGUCAGUGUCAGGGCAAGCCUCCGAUCCCAGUCUCCUGGCCCUCUGGCUGUGUCUGUCCACUAACCAAUGUCUUCCUCUACUGGGGUUACUCUGUCUUUUCGCUCAGAAAACUUGGUUCAAGAUGUUCCUUCCUUGGCUGUUCCCAUCUAAUCCAUUCUGUGUGCUUUUACUCAGAGCCAUGUCCCUUGAAUUCUGAAAUUGGAAAUGGAGCUAGCUUCUCCCCCUACUCCACCAAGUAUAUUUUUUUUUUCUGGCUCCUCAAGUACUUAAAUAUUCCCAUCUGCCUUCCACCCCCGCUCCUGCCUUACCCCUGCGUGCUCUGAAAACUUGGUUUCAGAUCAGGCCAGAUUGGGGUCUGUGGGUAAAGAACUCAUUCUCCUAGGCCUGGGCACCCACCUUCUCCAGAACUUCCUAUGCACUUUCCUGACACCUGCAUGGACAAAAAGAUGCAGCUCUAGUUCCCAAGGGAAUGUCAUACAUGGGUGAGUUUGAAGACAGCAAUUCCAAGAAUCCCUCCAGCCUGCCCCACCCUCCACCCCCACAGACACAGCGCUUCCCCAAGCCUACCUGGGGAACUAAUGUUCUCAUCCCAAGAACAAGGUGCCUGCCCUAGAGCAAAUGCAUGAAGAGAGAUUUCGCACAGGACCCAUUUGGCUUCAUUAAUACUGUCUGAUUUUGAUCACCCAUUUAGCCCUGGCAAAGAGCAGGCCCUGAAGAAAGGCAUUGGAAAGCGAGGGACCCUGGGGACAAGGCAUGCAGAAAGGUGGGAAGGUAUGAAAGAUGGUGUGCCAACAGUGAGGGCCCUCAGGGAUCAGAAUCAGAGUGGGGACCCUACAACCAAAGAAAGGACUCAAGGCCACCAUGUCCUUCCUGGCUUAGGCCAGGAUGAGUUUGGACCAUGCAAAACCAGAAGUGCUCUUGCACACAGAGCCGAGGGGCCCAGUAUGUGGGCACGGCAGGCCCUCAGCAGAAGCAUGCAAUCUAGUGUCCUGCACAUGCUCUGCCAUUUCCACCACUAGCAUUCAGCUCCCCCUAAAGAGGCCCAUGGGAAAUCUAGCCAGUCUGUAAACAGAGAAUUCCCCAGUGUUUAUCUUAGGCUGUGUUCACCCUCACCUCAACAGCACCUUAAAUCUAAACAGCUAUCUAGGAUCUGUACAUCAAAACCUGCAACACGUUAGAAACUUAUAUUUAAAAGCAAUUCAUCAUACUGACCAAUUUUUAAAUGGAAAAUAUGUAAAUAUGAAGUAUUCGGGUUUCUUUUUUCUUUUUUUUAAAGAAAAGGAAGUGUACACCGCUCCUCAUGUGCCAUUUGUCCUCAGAGGGCGGCUUUACUUUUUUGGUAAAGGAACAAGCUGCUGACCUUGACCAGGAGUUCAUACAUAAUUGUUAUUACAGAGGAAUUGCUAUUACUACUCGUGUUUUAAAAAAAAAAAAUCUAUUAAACAUUAUUAAACUUGAUUGGGAUGGGCCAAAUAAAGUUUUAUUGGAACAUAGA
Messenger RNA from Sus scrofa (pig), 10187 nucleotides. NCBI's taxonomy places the organism in Eukaryota, Metazoa, Chordata, Mammalia, Artiodactyla, Suidae. The record is from RefSeq and is a predicted model, not a curated record.